AUGAGCUUAGCUGAUCAACCGAGCCAUGGCAAACGCAAUCUCAGGAAUGAGAAAAAGGAUAAUGCGACUGUUUCGCAGCUGAUCAAUCAAGGGAUUCUUAGAGCAGAGCUGGGGGAUUUCCUGAAAGCCAGCCAUGUGACCGAGUCGAUCUUAGAAGAAUCGGUUCUUCCCGAGGAAGAUGCUAGUGUUACAGUUGUGAACUUGGCCCUCCAGCGCGCCCUGUCCUCUUCGCUGAACCUCACUCUCUGGAACGAGAUCGCCAGUGAUCCAUUUCUGCAAUCACGUUGGAGAAAUCAAGAGACCUUCAAGUCUAUCCUCUAUGGAUAUGACAGGAUCUUCAGUUCUAUUCCUGUUGAGAGCUUGCCGCGAAAAGACCUUUCAAAGGCGAUCUCAACGCUAGCAGAUCUCACCGUUACUGUUGUGCUGCACAACAACCUUGAAGAGCGCGAGGUGAUGGUGAGACUGAUCUCUCAGACAAGAGAGAGAAUCUUGCGACAUGACGUGUCCUCCUCGUCCCUUUACGUUUCCGAGUUCAUGUCGAAACUGAAGAGGCUGCAGAAACUUGAGACCAAGGAAGGCAUCAUGCUCCUCUUGACCAUGUUGGAUGCGAUGUUGGUCGCCAAUCAAGAGACUUCCAGCUGCUUCGCCAUGACGAGGAUCGUGAGGGAGGAGCUCGAAGAGUUGGAUGGACAAACAUUUGCAAGUGAAAGCAAUCAAGUCCUGCAACUGAUCUUCAAAGUUGCCUCCUUACCUAGAGACACCGACCAAGUCGUCUCAGUGCGCACGACCCAAGAAUUGUCUCAGAAGAUCAACAAGAUCGAAGCACUCAAAGAGGGAAACGAUCUCCUGCGGAACAUGCUCCGUCGCAACGUGCAUGUCGACACCAAGAGUGAAGAAUCGAUGUGCGAGGCCUUUCUUGCCUGUGAUUAUCGUGCGAGCGAGGCUCUAGAGAUCGCCUUGGGAGCGAUGGAGGAGUUCGAACGGUCAGAGGUGACGAGGAGUGAUCUCUGUGUGAACAUGCUGGUGAAACUCACGCGGCGGCUGCUGAGGCAGAACGACGAGUCGGACGUGUCGGCGAUCGCGGGGCUGAUAGAGCGAGCGAUGAAUCGGAUCCGGAAGAUGAUCAUCGAAGAGAACCUGAUGCCGGACAUGAUUCCUCUUACCCAACUGCUGGACGCUGCCGGUCGGCAUGUGCCGGGUCAAGGGAUCGUCGAGCUCGGCUGUUUCCUGCUUGACCACGCGGAUCAGUCAAAGCUCCCGUUCGAUCUGGUCCUCUGCAACGUACUGGUCAACAACGUAGUGAGAGGGCAGACGCAGACAGAGAGCGAAGAGGCUGUCAAGAUGUCGAUCUUAGAAGUCAAGGACCUGCUGUUCGCAAUGCAGGCCAAGGGAAUAGCGCCUGACAUCUACACAGUCACGAUGAUCAUUGGUCUGCUGAGACGAUAUGCGAUCUUGGGGAGUGGAGAUAAAGCGAUGAAGGAAGCUGAUUGGGUGUUGACGAUGAUGGAUCGAUAUGACAUCGCUGUCAACGAUGUCUUUGCCAGGCAAUAUGCAGACUUGUGCUCGAUAUGCUGCUCUCAAAGAGCGGACGCAUUAGUCUGUCUCAAGUUGUCCUCGUACAUCUUCGAGAAGUUGUGGGAGAAACAACCAGUCUGCAACUCAACGCUGACGUCCUACCUGCAAGUUUGCAGCGAGACGGCAGGUCGGGGUCUGAGGAUGUCGCUGACGAGGGGGAGGGCUGCGUUUCUUCGAUAUGCGAGCGAGCAGAACUCAAGCGCUGUGGAGCCCCUCAACUCCCUCCUCGACUGCAUCGCCCAGAGCGUCGGCAGCGGCAUCGACUUCGGCUUCCCGCUGGCGAUCAAGCUGAUGAGGGGGGAGCGAGCGCGGGGAGUCCAGCUGGACAUCGUGACCUUCAACACCGCCAUCAAAGUUUGCGUCAAAGUCGCGCCGUCUCUUCCCAGCUGCCUGCCAGCUGAUGUUGAGCUGUAG
Molecule: messenger RNA, 1989 nt
Organism: Guillardia theta CCMP2712
Lineage: Eukaryota; Cryptophyceae; Pyrenomonadales; Geminigeraceae
Exons: 22
Coding region: 1-1989 (662 amino acids)
Molecular function (GO): protein binding
Source: RefSeq, a predicted model, not a curated record